This is a messenger RNA of Cladophialophora immunda, 960 nucleotides long. RefSeq lists its product as uncharacterized. NCBI's taxonomy places the organism in Eukaryota, Fungi, Ascomycota, Eurotiomycetes, Chaetothyriales, Herpotrichiellaceae. The transcript is spliced from 3 exons. Bases 1 to 960 code for a protein of 319 amino acids. The record is from RefSeq and is a predicted model, not a curated record. Gene Ontology annotation, molecular function: oxidoreductase activity. Gene Ontology annotation, cellular component: cytosol.
AUGACCCAGCGAGUUCACCUGGACGGAAGGACACCUCAUGACCUGAGUAUCUACGGAAGCUUCACUAAGGGGAUAUAUCGCGAUGUCUAUCCGACAAUAGAUCCACGUCGGCCGGAACUAUCAAAGAAUGGCAAGGUUGUCAUGAUAACCGGGGCAUCGAAAGGUAUAGGAAAAGAUGCUCUCGCGCCAGUCUUUGCCGUGGCGGGAGCUCGUGCAAUCAUCAUCACCGCCCGGAAAUCAACUAGCCUCAUGGACACGGCGGCCAAACUGAGAAGCAUCAAUCCCUCUAUUGAAGUUCUCCCCCUGGACCUGGACAUAAGCAGAGAAUCUUCGAUAUCUCUGGCCUUCAAGACAAUAUCAGAGCGCUUUCCGGAGGGCGUGGACAUUCUCGUCAGCAACGCAGUUUCAAAGACAGCGGCCGAUCAAUGGAUUGCUACUUGCGACAUAGAGAAAUGGUGGGACAAUGACCUGACCACCAACAUCCGCGGAUCUCUGCUCCUGACAAAGUAUUUCUUGAACCAACCUACCACGCCCAAAGAUAAAUCUGUGAAAAGAAAGAUCGUUUAUGUCAGCUCAGGCAUCAGUUACAUUGUCAACCCCGGCCAAUCUGCCUAUUCUUUUUCCAAGCUUAUAAUCAAUCAGCUGGCCGCGUACGCGCAUGCGGAGAGCAACGAAGAGACGCAGGUGCAAGCUGUUGCGGUUCACCCAGGAAUCUUCGUGACGGAUAUACUCGAAGACAUAUACCGCUACUAUGCGGUGGAUACGAACGAAUUGGCGGGGGGAGUCAUCAAUUGGGCUGCUAGUGACGAGGCUCAGUUCAUGAGUGGGAGAUACACUACAGCGAAUUGGGAUAUUACCGAGAUCUUGGAACGAAAACAGGAGAUUCUCGACAGAAAUCUUUUGACGACGAAGCUAGGCGGCGUUGAGGAUGGAGGGUACGUAGCGAAGGUAUUGGGAUGA